UUCACAGAGGUUGGACGCGUGUUGUCAAAGUUUAAGAUUCCUGUUCCGAGUCUUCAGUUUCCAUUGCAUACCGUCCGUAUUCAUGGGACUUAUUUGACGUAAAACAUCAUUUUGAACCUUGGACGGUUGAAACCUCACCUACUUCACUUCUGAUAAAAAACUCUAGUUACAUAUCUAGUCUUAUUUCCACCUCCUUUCCUAGAGAACUGAUGUAUCUUUCUGUCAACCCAUAUUUUUCGCGCUGACCCAACCAACUACACUGCAUGAUCUUCCGCCAUGUUUCACACAAGGCACUUCUCGCUUCAGUCCAAUGCUACUCAAACGCAACGAUACUCCUGAGGUACCAACUGAAAUAUCCAUGAAGGUCAACACGGUUUGUGACACCAAUAUGCUUGCUUCCCGUGGGAUCCACUUGAAAACAGCUAAUCAGACGAUAUCAAACGCAGAUGAUGAGCUUGUCGAAGUUCCUCUUGAUGCAGACAUGAUCCGACGGCGCAGUGAUACCAUCCCAAACCCGCCCUUCCCCUCUAUCAAGGAUAGUUCGGCUGAGAGCCAACACAAGACUUCAAGUUCGCGAGCCUACCAAGCCGAUGCUCUAAAAUAUCCACCUGCGUUACCAAAAGCUAAUACUGACAAUUUGGAAACAAUGUCCAAAUGUGACGGCGGUGAUUUUUAUCCAACAGAUGUUGUAUCCGAAUUCCUUGAAAGCCGUACCGAUGACCAGGUUGAAUUGAACUUACCCAGCGUUGAGGAUGGUCUCUCCAGUGGUAGUGAUCUUGAUACCCCUCGAUGUAGCGGCAGAUCAACACAUUCGAAUAAAACCCCUGUGAAUAUACCGUUUCGUUCUAGUGCAGCUUUAAGCAGCGGCCCGUUUUCAUCGGCCUCUAUGCAAUUACGAUCUCAGUCUUCCAGUCCGGUUGGUCACUAUAUUUCCGAUUCACUCGUCAACCCACCUCUCGUGCGUGAUAUUUGGGGCAUAAUGAAUGACAUAAAGCAAACAUUGGCGGAUGACCGGGUAGUAAUAUCCCAUUCCAAAGGAGAGGUUUCAAAUAAUUUCCGCCUAAUUAACCCGGAAUCCGAGAAUUCAAAGAAACCAUGUUCUUUGAGUGAAAUUGUCAACAGUGAACAAACAUCUAAACAAAUUCAUGGCAGUGAUAAAGCCGUGAAGUCAUCUUUCAUCGCUUCCAGUGGGACUCCGUUGAGUACUGGAAUUUGCGAGAGAUUAACAGUACAGGCGAGCGUAGAAGAACCGGAGGUUCGUCCAGGUUCCAACGCAACCACAGGUGCACUACAAAAGGAUCUGGGACCGUCAAGUGAAGGCUCAAAGCCAGAUAUCUAUGGACUUGAAGAACUGAGUCCUUCCUCUGAUCGACGUGCGCACCACUGGACUUUCCCACAACAGUCAUCUGUUGUUUAUAGUUCAAGCGAGGAAGAAGAUAAUGAGAAAAUGCACAACUCUCCUGGACAUCCUGAGUCUCCCAAAUUCAGGCCCACGUUGAGUGAAUUGGCUUCACGGUCAAAAACAGCUGAAACCGAAGGAAGUAUUGUUUCCAGUAAGCCAGGCUCUCCACACCUUACUACCCGAAACACACCUCACCUACUCGCUGCGAAACAAAUGGGUGCAGCUUCAAGCUCUCCGCGUAAAAGCCCGCCUAACGGACAUCCCGGAUUCAAAACAAAACGCGUUGAAGAAUUCGAAAGCGAUGAGGAUACAGAUCAGCUCCUCCAGAAGCAAUACCAGUCAGACAAAGCAGUCUAUAUUCCGGAGCUAAAACAAGAGGCUCGUCUCCAGUACGUGAUGGAGUGUGAAGAUUUGGUCAACGCAACCCCCCACCAGCACGGAAUCCCGCUUGCUGCUCCCGAAUCUGUUUCACGAGCCACCACAAGGCGACGAAGGACAGGUGACGUCUAG
Molecule: messenger RNA, 1912 nt
Organism: Opisthorchis viverrini
Lineage: Eukaryota; Metazoa; Platyhelminthes; Trematoda; Opisthorchiida; Opisthorchiidae
Exons: 5
Coding region: 311-1912 (533 amino acids)
Source: RefSeq, a predicted model, not a curated record